ACAUACAUUUGUUGUUGGAGAGCUACUGUUUCAACAGGCGAUGUUCAGCUCUUUAUUCAUGACGUCAUUACUAAAUCUAAUUUUCGUCCUUGUCCUAGUUAAGAUCUUACAACAAAGGGUUACUUCGGCAGCAGAACACGAAGAAGAUGGAUUAUUCUACUCAAGAGGAGUUGGGCGUCAAGCUGCCAAGAUAACAGCAAUAAGAGUAUACAUAGAUACGACCACAGAAAAACCAGUCUCUCAUCCAAAACAACAGUCCAAACAAACAUACACUCCCUUAGUAACAACUCCUGUACUGAGCACGGUACAGGUCCCACUUGCAAACACCUCAUCUUUCGUGUACACUUUCGUGAACCUUUUUACCUCUGCUAUGCAAAGAAUAACCUUAUUCUUCACAAAACCUUUUAGUUUCUUCUAAAGAGUUUGUUGCAUGUAAUGUUUUUAUUUAAAUAAUGUUUUUGUAUCUUGUGUAAAGUAGUAUCAGAUUCUUAAGAAGUUACAAAUAUUGAUAUUUUACUCCAUAAUUGUAAACAAAAUUAAUGUAAUAGGAUAAAUAUCAUAAAUGAGACUAACUGAGUAAAGAUAAGUUUACAAUAAUUAAUCAUGUAUUUUAAAUUAAAGUAUGAAAUUUAAAAACAAAACUAAUAAUAAUAUUAAUAGCAAUAGUAUAAACAUAACUGUACGUUGCUUAUCAAUGAUAAUUAUUGGAAGUAUUUUACCAGAAACCAAUAAUAUUCAUAUACACUAUUGUACAGUUAGUGCAAGUUUUUAUGUUACUCUACGUAGGAUACAUUAAGGGCCAUUUCCUUUUCAGAAGCAUGAGAGACAUACUUAAAACUUAUAAAUGUUUCAUGGAAAGUUGAAAUUAUAUAUUUCGUAGUAAAUGUUGGAAAUUUAACGAAGCAGUGGGCCUAUUUAUUUAAGACAUGUUUACUUGUGAAGUACAUUUUUUAUUAUAAAAACUAUAUUCGAGACAAUUUUACGUCAUCUACUUCCUUACAAAAUGUAUCUGAUCACAAUCUUAAAGUUCUGAUAUUCCUUAUAUAUAUGUAUAUCCAAUGUGAGUUCUUUCACAUCAAAUCGCUUUAGUUUGUAUAUUCAAAAUAUGGUCACUAUUAUACACUUAAGCCUCCUAAAUAUAC
Homalodisca vitripennis (glassy-winged sharpshooter) is the source of this 1142-nucleotide messenger RNA. RefSeq lists its product as uncharacterized. NCBI's taxonomy places the organism in Eukaryota, Metazoa, Arthropoda, Insecta, Hemiptera, Cicadellidae. Bases 41 to 418 code for a protein of 125 amino acids. The record is from RefSeq and is a predicted model, not a curated record. The transcript is spliced from 2 exons.